This is a messenger RNA of Lymnaea stagnalis (great pond snail), 243 nucleotides long. The record is from the annotation of a GenBank genome assembly. NCBI's taxonomy places the organism in Eukaryota, Metazoa, Mollusca, Gastropoda, Lymnaeidae.
GCAGCAGGUAGCAUUGUAAUCCCAGUGGUCAGUAUGUUGGCCAAGUUUUUCAAAGAAAGACUCUCCCUCGCCAUGAGCAUCUCGAGCAGUGGCUUUUGUGUGGCCAGCAUCACGGCCCCCGCGUUCAUCAGGGACUUGAACAACGAGUACGGCUUCAGGGGUACCUACCUCAUAUUGGCCGGAGUCGAACUGCACAUGCUGGUCGCGGGCCUGUUGCUCAGGCCUCUAUCUUCGUACAGGUAA